AUGUCGAACUUUUACAUCCAGAACAAAAACGUCGGCAACAAGGCUGACUCUGAAGACUGGCGAAUCCGUGGCUACAACCCGCUCACUCCUCCUGAUUUGCUCCAACAUGAGAUUCCUCAGACAACCGAGUCCAAAAGCACCGUCAUCGAAUCGAGAGAGCAAGUCGUCGCGGUAGUAAACGACACGGAUGACCGGAAGCGUCUCCUUGUCGUAGUCGGUCCCUGCUCCAUCCAUGACCCCGAUGCCGCUCUCGCCUACUGCGACCUCCUCCUCAAGGCCCGCGAGAAGCACAAGGACGAGCUCCUUAUUGUCAUGCGCUCCUACCUCGAAAAACCUCGUACUACAGUUGGCUGGAAAGGCCUGAUCAACGACCCCGACAUCGACGGUAGCUUCAAGAUCAACAAGGGCCUGCGGCUGGCCCGUCAGCUCUUUGUGGAUUUGACCAGCAAGGGUAUGCCUAUAGCCAGCGAGAUGCUCGACACCAUAUCCCCUCAGUUUCUCGCCGACUUGCUCUCCGUCGGUGCCAUUGGUGCUAGAACCACCGAGAGUCAGCUGCAUCGCGAGCUGGCCAGCGGCCUCAGCUUCCCCGUUGGUUUCAAGAACGGUACUGACGGCUCUCUCGGCGUUGCCAUCGAUGCCAUUGGUGCCGUCAAGCACCCCCACCAUUUCUUGUCCGUCACCAAACCUGGUGUCGUGGCCAUUGUCGGCACCACUGGCAACGAGGACUGUUUCGUCAUCCUACGCGGCGGUACCAAAGGCACCAACUACGACGCUGCUAGCAUCGCCGAGGCCAAGGCGGCUUUGCACAAGAAGGGUGUUCGCCAGAGACUCAUGGUCGACUGCAGUCAUGGCAAUUCGCUCAAGGAUCACAAGAACCAACCCAAGGUUGCCGCCAAUGUUGCGGAACAGAUCGCCAAUGGUGAGACUGGCAUCAUGGGUGUCAUGAUUGAAAGCAACAUUGAUGAAGGCAAUCAAAAGGUCCCUGCGGAGGGCAAGUCUGGUCUCAAGCAUGGAGUCAGCAUCACCGACGCCUGCAUUAACUGGAAAGACACCGAAUCGGUGCUCGACCUGCUUGCGGAUGCUGUCAAGAAAAGACGGCAAGUGAUUGGUGCCAACGGACAUGCUUAG
Messenger RNA from Ustilaginoidea virens, 1128 nucleotides. RefSeq lists its product as uncharacterized. The transcript has 4 exons. Gene Ontology annotation, biological process: aromatic amino acid biosynthetic process. Gene Ontology annotation, molecular function: 3-deoxy-7-phosphoheptulonate synthase activity. The record is from RefSeq and is a predicted model, not a curated record. Bases 1 to 1128 code for a protein of 375 amino acids. NCBI's taxonomy places the organism in Eukaryota, Fungi, Ascomycota, Sordariomycetes, Hypocreales, Clavicipitaceae. Gene Ontology annotation, cellular component: cytoplasm.